Messenger RNA from Oncorhynchus mykiss (rainbow trout), 3719 nucleotides. NCBI's taxonomy places the organism in Eukaryota, Metazoa, Chordata, Actinopteri, Salmoniformes, Salmonidae. The record is from RefSeq and is a predicted model, not a curated record.
CUUGCCUCUGAAAUGGGUCUCUCUGGGGAGAGAGAGGAAGGGGGCCUUGCCUCUGAAAUGGGUCUCUCUGGGGAGAGAGAGGAGGGGGGCCCUGCUGAAAUGGGUCUCUCUGGGGAACAUGACACCAAAGCUAAGAGCCCAAUCAAGCAGGAGAGACCAGCCUCCCCUGUACCCAGCUGUGUGUCCAUGAAGAGUGACCAGUCUAUGGAACUACCUAUAGAGUUUAGAGAGGGAGACUUUUCUACUGAACAAAGAAACCAACAGGAGAGAUCAGAGUCAGAGAUUCUCAGUGGUCAGUCUUCCCAGAGUCAUCAAACAGACCUGGCCUCUAUAUUCAAUUUGCUUGAAGAGAAUAUUAUCACAUUUGUGAAGAACGAGCUGAAGAUGUUAAAGAGGAUUCUGAGUCCAGAACUCCCACAAGGCUUUGAGAGUCAGAAGCAAGAUAAGGAAGUGGUGGAUGCUGAAGAUGAGAAGCAGGAGAGCAGUGCCAGAGAGGGGGCUCUGAAGAUCACACUGCACGUCCUGAGGAAAAUGAACCAGAAGGAGCUUGCUGACACACUGGAGAAAAAUGAGCUUGCUGUGAUUUGCCAACGUGAACUCAAAUCUAAUCUAAAGAAGACGUUUCAAUGUGUAUUUGAGGGGAUCGCUAAACAAGGAAACCCAACACUUCUCAAUAAGAUCUACACAGAGCUCUACAUCACAGAGGGUGGAACAGGAGAGGUCAAUAAUGAACAUGAGCUGAGACAGAUUGAGACAACAACCAGGAAACAAGCAAGACCAGAGACUGCAAUCAAAUGUAACGACAUCUUCAAACCCUUAAGUGGACAAGAUAAACUUAUCAGAACUGUGCUGACAAAGGGAGUCGCUGGCAUUGGAAAAACAGUCUCUGUGCAGAAGUUCAUUCUGGACUGGGCUGAAGGAAAAGCAAAUCAGGAUGUCCAAUUUGUAUUUUCAUUGCCUUUUCGUGAGCUGAAUUUGAUGAAAAGGGAAAAACACACUUUGAUUGAACUUCUCAAUCACUUCUCAAUGGAAACAAAAGAAUCAAGAAUCUCCAACUAUGACAAGUAUAAAGUUCUGUUCAUCUUUGAUGGUCUGGAUGAGUGCCGACUGCCCCUAGACUUCCAGAAGAACAAGAUCUGUUGUGACGUCACAGAGUCAACCUCAGUGGAUGUUCUGCUGACAAACCUCAUCAAGGGAAAUCUGCUUCCCUCUGCUCUCCUCUGGAUAACUACCCGACCUGCAGCAGCCAAUCAGAUCCCUUCAGAGUGUGUUGACCAGGUGACAGAGGUACGAGGGUUCAAUGACCCACAGAAGGAGGAGUACUUCAGGAAGAGAUUCAGUGAUGAUGAGGACCUGGCCAGCAGAAUCAUCUCACACAUAAAGACAUCAAGGAGCCUCCACAUCAUGUGCCACAUUCCAGUCUUCUGUUGGAUUUCUGCAACAGUCCUUGAAGACAUACUGAAACAUAAGAGAGAAGAGAUGCCCAAGACUCUGACUGAGAUGUACACACACCUUGUGGUGUUUCACACCAAACAGAAGAAUGAGAAGUAUCUUGGGAAAGAAGAGACAGGUCCAGACUGGAAUAAAGAGAGCAUUCUGUCACUGGGAAAACUGGCUUUUCAACAGCUUCUGAAUCACAAUCUGAUUUUCUAUGAAGAAGACCUGAAAGAGGCUGGCAUUGAUGUCAAUGAAGCCGCAGUGUACUCAGGAUUGUGCACACAACUCUUUAAAGAGGAAUGUGGGCUGUACCAGGACAAGGUGUACUGCUUCGAGCAUCUGAGCAUUCAGGAGUUUCUGGCUGCUGUAUAUGUGUUCCUUUCAUUCAGCAACAACAAUGAGAAUCUAAUGGCCGAACUGCAAUCAACAUCUAGUAACGAUUGUCUACUGAAGCCAGAAGUUACUGUCUACAAGAGCGCUGUGGAUAAAGCCUUACAAAAUGAGACGGGAAACCUGGACCUUUUCCUCCGCUUCCUUCUGGGCCUCUCACUGGAGUCCAAUCAGAAGCAAUUAGGAGGUCUACUGACAAAGACAGGAAGCAGCUCACAGAGCCAUGAAGAAACAGUCAAGUACAUCAAGGAGAAGAUCAGGGAGAAUCCCUCUCCAGAGAGGUGCAUCAAUCUGUUCCACUGUCUGAAUGAACUGAAUGACCAUUCUCUAGUGGAGGAGAUCCAAAGAUACCUGAGCUCAGGAAGUCUCUCAGAAGCCAAACUCUCACCUUCACAGUUGUCAGCUCUGGUCUUUGUGUUGCUGACUUCAGAAAAGGAGCUGGAUGUAUUUGACCUGAGGAAAUACUCCAGAUCAGAGGAAGAUCUUCUGAGGCUGCUGCCAGUGGUCAAAGCCUCCAGAGCUGCUCUGCUGUCAGGCUGUGGAGUCACAGAGAAAUGCUGUGAUUCUCUGGUCUCUGCUCUCAUCUCAAACCUCUCACACCUGAGGGAGCUGGAUUUGAGUAACAAUGACCUGAAGGAUUCAGGAGUGAAGCUGCUCUCUGCUGGACUGGGGAAUCCCCACUGUAAACUGGAGAUUCUGAGGCUGUCACGCUGUCAAGUCACAGAGGAAGGCUGUGCUUCUCUGGUCUCAGCUCUGAGGUCAAACCCCUCACACCUGAGAGAGCUGGACCUGAGCUACAAUCACCCAGGAGACUCAGGAGUCAGACUGCUCUCUGCUAGACUGGAGGAUCCAAACUGCAGACUGGAGAAACUCAAUGUGGAACAUGGUGGAGAGUACACAAUGAAACCUGGGCUUAGAAAAUAUGCCUGUGAUCUCACACUGGACCCAAACACAGUAAACAGACUCCUCUCUCUGUCUGAGGAGAACAGAAAGGUGACAUGGAGGACAGAGGAGCAGCCGUAUCCUGAUCACCCAGAGAGAUUUGACUACAGGAAGCAGGUGCUGUGUAGAGAGGGUCUGACUGGGUGCUGUUACUGGGAGGUAGAGUGGAGUGGGAGAAGGGCUGCUAUAGGAGUGACAUAUAAAGGAAUCAGCAGGAGAGGAGAGGGUGAGGACUGUCUGAUUGGAUGGAAUGACAAGUCCUGGAGUCUGGUCUGCUCUGACAACCUUUACACGGUAUGGCACAAUACUAAUUCCACUACCAUAAACGUCCCCUCCUCCAGCUCCCACAGAGUAGGAGUGUAUCUGGACUGGCCAGCCGGCACUCUGUCCUUCUACAGAGUCUCCUCUGACACACUGACCCACCUGUACACAUUCCACACCACAUUCACUGAGCCCCUCUAUCCAGGGUUUCUGGUUUAUGACUUCUCAGUGUCCCUGUGUCACGAGGUCCCUGUGUCAAACACAACUUGGAGCUGCUGACGUCAUCUGAGCGCGACUUGUGUUUGUUGUUGGGAGCUGAAAGCUGAACGAGAGGUUUAUUGUUUUUGUAAAGCUGACCGUGUUUUUAUAUUAUAUUAUUUUAUGAUCCUGCAGCACUGUUGGGCUUAGUGUCUGUGAGUGCUGCUGUCUGUCCCGGUAUCCUGCAGCACUGUUGGGCUUAGUUUCUGUGAGUGCUGCUGUCUGUCCCGGUAUCCUGCAGCACUGUUGGGCUUAGUUGCUGUGAGUGCUGCUGUCUGUCCCGGGAUCCUGCAGCACAGUUGGGCUUAGCUGUCUGUCCCGGGUAUUGUAAUGUUUUUAAAAUUGUAUAAACUGCCUUAAUUUUGCUGGACCCCAGGAAGUAGAGAUGCUGCCUUGGCAGCUAAUGGGGAUCCACAAUAAAUACAAACACA